AUGAAUUAUUCAAUUGGUCGAGAUGCUACAGAAGUAGCCUCAGCCGUAGGAGUGGAGACCGGAAGCUCUCGAGUAGGCUCACUGAUUAUCGGUGACCCGAUAAACUUCGUGAUACUUUCCGUUACCAAUAUUCUUCUCUCCUGGCUCCUUUAUUUUACUCUCAUGUGCCUGAGACUGGUGUCAAUCAGACUUUUCACAUUCAUAUCCACUCAGGUACUUCCUACGUCAAGCGCAGACAUAGAAGGCCACCAAUGGCUGCAUGCAAUUGGUAUCAGUGAGGCGUGCCAUGAUUGGGAGUCGCUCUGUGACAACCUCCACAAUGAGAUCGUAAUCGACCAAACACUUCUUCUAUCCAGUAUCUUUCAUGACGCAGAAUGCGUCAAAGCUCGCCUGGCAAGUUUUGUCAAAAUCCAGGUAUAUCGAACACAGCACCAAGCCGAUACCACCCACAGAAAAUUCACCAGGAUUGUGUCCAAACUUACGGACUUGGGAUUUUUGCAGGUGUCGGAGCAGGAGAAAGCGUGGCCUCACCAGUUGGCUAUCCACCAUCAGCUGGCUGACCUGGACCGGUAUCUUCGGGAUAUAGAGUCUCGUGACACCAACCCGUUUAUAGUCUGGUGUGCCCGUCGGAGCUUGCCCUGGGACUACGAGAAUGCUAUUGCCAAUUGUCAGUCUCUUGCAUGGCGCUGGUAUAUGUGCGCUGAGAUGAUCGAAGAUCUUGAUCGGCGCGUCACCGUUUUGUCCUUUUCUUUUCGUACGUGGCUUGAUAAGGACAUGACUAUGCAUACAUGGUGGCCUUCGUUGGAUGUUUGA
Molecule: messenger RNA, 813 nt
Organism: Aspergillus niger
Lineage: Eukaryota; Fungi; Ascomycota; Eurotiomycetes; Eurotiales; Aspergillaceae
Exons: 4
Coding region: 1-813 (270 amino acids)
Source: RefSeq, a predicted model, not a curated record